GCUUCGCAGAGAGUUUGAAUCAUCCCGAAAUUCGUAUGAUUUUCGGUAUAAAAACGGAGGAAUCAAUUGGAAACUAGUGCGAAAAGAGUGGUUCGAACUCAUUGUACGAUCGAAGCAUACUGAAUAUAAUGGAGGAUAAGGCUAUGUUAAAAGAUUUAGACCAAUGGAUCGAACAACUAAACGAGUGCAAACAAUUGACCGAAUCGCAAGUGAAAAUUCUCUGUGAUAAGGCGAAGGAAAUUCUGUCAAAGGAAUCUAACGUACAGGAGGUAAAAUGCCCGGUUACAGUAUGCGGCGACGUGCAUGGACAGUUCCACGAUCUGAUGGAGCUGUUUCGGAUAGGUGGACGAUCGCCAGAUACCAACUAUCUGUUUAUGGGUGAUUAUGUCGAUCGCGGAUAUUAUUCGGUAGAAACCGUAACGCUGUUGGUGGCACUGAAGGUACGAUAUCGCGAAAGAAUCACUAUUCUUCGUGGUAACCACGAGUCAAGACAAAUUACGCAAGUGUACGGUUUCUACGACGAAUGUCUGCGGAAGUAUGGCAAUCCGAAUGUAUGGAAGUUCUUUACGGAUUUGUUCGAUUAUCUGCCGCUGACGGCCCUGGUUGAUGGACAGAUUUUCUGCUUGCACGGAGGGCUCAGUCCAUCGAUUGAUACGCUUGAUCACAUUCGAGCACUCGAUAGACUUCAGGAGGUACCACACGAAGGUCCCAUGUGCGACCUGCUCUGGUCCGAUCCGGAUGACCGGGGUGGCUGGGGCAUAUCUCCGCGAGGGGCUGGGUAUACAUUUGGACAGGACAUUUCGGAGCUGUUCAACCACACAAACGGUCUGACACUAGUAUCAAGAGCACAUCAGUUAGUAAUGGAAGGAUACAAUUGGUGCCACGAUCGCAACGUUGUCACAAUCUUCUCUGCACCGAACUACUGCUACCGCUGUGGCAAUCAGGCAGCAUUGAUGGAGCUGGACGAUGCACUCAAGUUUUCAUUCCUACAAUUUGAUCCAGCACCACGCCGUGGCGAGCCACAUGUAACCAGAAGGACGCCCGAUUAUUUCCUUUAAGAAGAAUAUCCUUAUAAUAUGAUGCUGAAGUGAAAUCAGAAAAAGAAAAACAAAGGAGCAAGGUACACAACAUACACACAGAGCCAGGCCAAGUAAAUGCAACAAAAAGUAGAAAAGGCAAAAAAGUUGAGAACCGUUGUCAGUAAAGAAUUAACUAAAACACGUAAAACCAACAAAUUUAAGCGUAUGAUUAAACCGUAAUAAAAUAAUAAAAUGAAAGUUCUAUUAUUUAACAAUACGAGGAGAGCCAAGAGAUCAACACGCGCGAAGAAAAUCAUUUCCAAGCUAUUUACCAACAGUUGGUCAGUUUCCGCUAUUGCUUCACGACUGUAACAACACCAGCAGCAGAUGGCAGUAGAACGGAGGUAAGGUUCUGGCUUGUAUGAUUGCGGCCAAGAUUCAGCAAGGAGGUAUUAAGCCGCUUUUUCAAAAAUUAACCCAAUGGAGAGGUCCUGAAAGCAGAGACAUCACCGAGAGAGGAGGCACAAUGGCAUCACAGCAUGAUGGGAAUGGGUUUCUAUUCCUACCGCCUAGUGAGCUGCAGGUGCAUUAUAAACAAAUAAUUGUAAUAAAUCGCGAUUAUUGUGUACGAGAGCGUCAGUCUGGAAACAUAAUUACGUUUGCAAUCAAUCCAAUGAAUGAGCAGUAUGCAAAUUGCAAGUUCCUUGCGUCGUUGCAAACCGAUUGCAUCCGUCGGAUGAAAUAUGUAAGGGGGCAAAGGGUAUUGGCUCAGUAAGCGAAUAAACCGAGAGAAAUGUAUCGCAAACUACUUAAGCUAUAGGAAAGAAGGCAAAAGCAUCCGUCUAUGCGUGGCUAAAUAGAAGGAAGGCAAUUGUGAACAUUAUAUGAAGUAUUUGCAAAAUCACAAAAUGGUAGAACACAGCUGCAGGGUAUUUUAUCUUUUUUUUUUGAUUCUGUGCGACUUGUUCGCCUUCCCCUUAAGAAGCCUACGAAUAAGCUGUGCAUUGCUUUUGGACUGCGUUUGUUUCCCGACCCCAACCCCCCUCAUUGCGAUGGUACGUAAAAGUCAUUAUAAGCUAAAAAUACGUGUCACAGUGUGUUGUACGGAAAUUAUUUACUGCAUCCUUGCGAGCACGAUGUAUUGUUGAACAAUAUGGAAGAGGAUAGCUUUGUAGUCACACUUCCCCAUUAGUUUGCGAACAAAAACAGAAAUAACAUUUAAUGGUCAUUAUGCGGGGUCUACAUUGGAUCUUCCUGUUUUACUUUUAAGAAGUGCAGCUUCCGAUAUGUUAAACCGAGUUUUGUUGUAAUUCACUUCGUAGAAAAGUAAACUGGUGGUAUAAAAGUGAGAACAAUUUAACACCUUUGUUUAUUAUGCUUAUUUCUCUAUCGCACUACAUGUUGAAUCAUGGCCACAGGUGAUGCAAUGCCUCCCGAUGCCUUUUUCCGCGACCAUCCCACGCUAUGUGUGACGAUCGUAGUAGACUAGCAGCGUUCGCUAAAACAGUAAGGCAAAGAAAAUGCGCAGCGGCUGAAGCAUUGCUUUCCGUGCCCUUUGUGCGUACUGUUCCUGGCAGGUGACCGUAUUUCAUUUCACUCGCUUAGCGGAGAAGGGUUCAAAAUCAAAGCAAGGAAGGAGGGAAGUCGUCGAAUCGAACCACUUCAGUACGCGUUUACGAUACAUCGGACUAAUUCGUUAGAUUGCAAACAUAGCAUAUGAUAAACUAUAAUUUUGUUGUCAUAGUAGCGGGUUUUACGUUGUUGGAAGAACGUUUCUCAUAUUCGCUAGCUUCCUUCAGUACACAUACAACAAAUAAAAACGUAACAAAUGAAAAGUACAUCAAUGGCAGUGCGCAAUUAUGUUCCUUAGUGCGUUCGGUUUAUGUGUGGUUUUUCGCGAGAGAAACGAUGCUGUUUCCUGAGGCUUUUGAUCUAGCGGAGGCGAUCUUGUUAGGUUUACCUGUGUAUGGUUGGUUGGGUAUGCUAACGUAUGAUUUCAUUUAUCGCAACGAUAUAACCCCCUCUCCCUUAGUUCCCCCAUUGACAUGGUGCGUAUACUCGGAGUACGUAAGCAGUAUACUUGGGACCGCAAAAGUUGAUAAUUCAACGAGCAUUGUUUGCUUUGUGGCAAAAUAUAUGGGAUCCAUAUGAUAAAUGCGUCCAAAGCUGCAGCUUAAAUACUUCACCUUGCGCGGCAAGCGAAGCCUGCGUAAUAACGUGGAGCAAACCAGAAAAGAAAAUCGCUACAACCAAGAAAUGUAAGUGAGAAGAAGAGAAAGCCAUCACUAAAGAGACGAUUGAGCCCGAUCAAGAUCAUGAGGACGAAGCAGAGGAUGGUGUACAAUUUUGACGCUCUUUAACAUUCGCAUGAUGCGGUACGAAAAGUAGGACGAAAGGCCGAUCAAAAUACGCAUAGCCACGGAACAGGACGAAAGUAAACCGCGAGAAAUAAUUCAUGAAAAACGCGAAGAAUGCUUAGUAACAAUAAGACGAGAGGUUUGCUUAUUUGUCGUAUCGGAUGCAACGGAAUGUUGAAUGCAGUAGCGAAGGCAUAAUAAAACAAAAACUCUAAGCAACCAAUAAAACCACGGCUAAAACAUUUACCGCAAAUUACAACAAUACACUCAGUCUUAAAUCCACCACACAUACACACACACACAUACGCAAUCCAAUCGCAUAGUCCUCGUUCAUGUCUACCGGCGAACAGAAGAUAACUGGAAAACCCAAUAAAAUUU
Molecule: messenger RNA, 3754 nt
Organism: Anopheles nili
Lineage: Eukaryota; Metazoa; Arthropoda; Insecta; Diptera; Culicidae
Gene: mts
Product: serine/threonine-protein phosphatase PP2A
Exons: 5
Coding region: 129-1058 (309 amino acids)
Biological process (GO): mitotic cell cycle; peptidyl-serine dephosphorylation
Cellular component (GO): cytosol
Molecular function (GO): protein serine/threonine phosphatase activity
Source: RefSeq, a predicted model, not a curated record